Prunus mume (Japanese apricot) is the source of this 6684-nucleotide messenger RNA. NCBI's taxonomy places the organism in Eukaryota, Viridiplantae, Streptophyta, Magnoliopsida, Rosales, Rosaceae. The record is from RefSeq and is a predicted model, not a curated record.
AAAGUGCUUUUUGAAAAGCAAUAUUUUAGUAGUAGAGGCAGUUUUGGGGUUGGGGUGCGCAGGAAGGAGGAAAAGAAAAGAAAAGAAAAGAAAAGAAAAUAAAGAGAGAAGAAGAAGAAGAAGAGAAAAUAAAAUAAAUGAAAUGAAAAUAAAGCGGCAAAUAUGGUAAACAAGAGAACUAGUGUUGUUGUUUCUGGUAGUGAAGAAAGAAGAGGAAGAGGAAGAAGAAGUGAGAGAGAGGCAAGUGCGUGUCUCGAGAUGCGAGCAGACUCCGGCAGAAAGGGAACCUUCUCCGUACUUCUCCUUUUCCUCCUUUUGAUUCUCAUUCUUCCCAGCAUUUAAUUCCAAUAUCUCAUCUUUCUCCUCUCCCGCUUCCUGUUUGUCUCCUCUACCAUACUUGUUCUUCUUCUUUUGCUUUGUUCUUCAGUCGUCAUAUCAUAUCAUAUAAUAUAAUAUUAUUCGCUUUCUCUUGUUCUAUGCUGCCGGUUGCUUCCUCCUCUCUUGGAUUUCUCAUGGAAUUAGGGUUUUUUAUUCUGCUUGGGCUUGUACUUGGAGUUGCUCCGAUUCAAUCGCCCUGAUAUGCUCCAAUCGAUCACCGGAUGCAUUCUUGAAGACUCUGGGAUUGGUUAGGGUUUCUUUGUUGUCAAGAGGGAUUUUGCUUUUUAUUUAAGUUUCUUUGGGCUGCUGCAGCUGCUUAACUUUUAAGCUCUUAUUGGUGAUUUUUUUUUGGGUUGUAAAUAGUGUUAGAUUUCGUGUAUCCUAAGCUGUCUGAUUUCCUCCUGUGAUAUUAUUUUGUGAUUCUUGGAGGAGGAUUUGCUUUCUGUUUUUGUUCCAAUUUUUGAAAAAAAAAGGAAACAAGAAACAAGGGAAACGAAAUCAUAAUCAAAGUCCAUAUAAAAAAAACACAUAUUUUUUCCAAUUCGCCCACCGUUUUUAUUGUGGGUCGUUUUAUUUUAUUUUUUCAUUAUACGAAAAUUUAGAACAGAAGAAAAAGAAUUUAGAUUUCUGGAGGAGGAAGAGCUGGUUCAUUAUUCUUGUUGGGUUCUGACCAUUCUAUGGGAAUACCUGAUACAUCACUACUAGAUCUAAUAGAGAAAGUUAAGUCUUGGGUUUCUAGGAGAGCAAGGGAAUCACGGUGUUUGUCCGGCGAGUUUGAUAUGCCCGGUAACGGUUGCAAGAUGUGUUGUGAUUGCAAUACAAAUACCACUGAUAUUGGUCAUAGAUACCACUGCCAAAGCUGUGGCCGAUGGAUUUGUGGGAAGUGUAUUCAGGGCUGUGAAUGGGGUGGCAUCAAGAGCAAUGAUGAGGUUGGAGAGAGUAUUACUAAGUUCUGCAAGUUUUGUUCUCAGGUUAGAUUAAGGAGGGAAAGUGGAAGGAAGUAUAGUGAGAAAGUGCAUCCUUCUGCCUCUCCCCGAGAAAGCCCUGAACCACCAUCCCCCUGUUUUAGUGGUGAAACAGUCAAGUGUUCUGUGGAUAAUGAAUCCAUUCGCAGUGAUCAGUUCUCAAAGUUUCUUGAAGCCCGGGAUUGUGGGUAUUCUCCUCAUGCUGUGAGGAGUAUGACCAUGUUUAGUUCUCACCCUUCUCCAAUAUCUGUUCGUCGCUCUUUUAGCAGGAGUGACGAAGAGGAGGCAGAGGAUUCUGGAAAGAACUUUUUCAGCCCUUCAAGUGAAUAUUGUGAUGACAAUUUGGAUAUAGAUUUAAGUAGUGUUAGUGCUAGAAAUGAGUUUUACCGUUCAAGGUCACCGGGAUCAAAUCAGUUUGAUUGCCCAUCUAGAAUUUAUUAUACUUCUAGUAGAGUUGGGCAUUCUGUACAGCAGGGGCAGGAGGGAAUCCCGGUGUCUCAGAAUGACGGUCCCUUUGGUCAACAGACUACGGCUGUUUUAAAAAGGCCUGAUAAAGGGACUGAGGAUCCAGAUAUUACUGAUGAUUGCUCUGAUGACUUGUCAGUUUUCCGCAGCCAAUAUGAGAAAUCACAGAGGCCACUGGAUUUUGAAAACAAUGGUCUCAUCUGGUAUCCCCCUCCACCUGAUGAUGAGAAUGAUGAGGCAGAGAGUAAUUUUUUUUCUUAUGAUGAUGAAGAUGAUGAUAUUGGAGAUUCAGGUGCAAUAUUUUCAUCAAGUAGUAGCCUUUCGAACAUGUUUCCUGCAAAGGAGAAACUGAAUGAGGGUAACAAGGAACCACUUAGAGCGGUGGUACAGGGACAUUUUAGAGCUCUUGUAUCGCAACUGUUACAAGGUGAGGGUUUUGUGGGCAAAGAGGAUGGAGAUGAGGACUGGCUUGACAUAGUUACAACAAUAGCAUGGCAAGCUGCAAGUUUUGUUAAACCGGACACUAGCAGAGGAGGCAGUAUGGAUCCUGGUGAUUAUGUGAAAGUUAAAUGUAUUGCAUCAGGAAGUCCAAGUGACAGUACCCUUGUAAAAGGAGUAGUUUGUACAAAGAAUAUAAAGCACAAGCGCAUGACCUCGCAGUACAAAAAUCCUAGAUUACUUAUUCUAGGAGGAUCGCUUGAGUAUCAGAAAGUUCCGAACCAGUUGGCGUCUUUUAAUACAUUACUGCAUCAGGAAAACGAUCAUCUUAGGAUGAUUAUCUCAAAGAUAGAGGCUCUCCGCCCCAAUGUUCUACUGGUAGAAAAAAGUGUAUCUUCGUAUGCUCAAGACUAUCUGCUAGAAAAGGAAAUAUCGUUAGUGUUGAACGUUAAGAGGCCAGUACUAGAGCAUAUAGCCCGGUGUACUGGUGCACUUAUUACUCCAUCAAUUGACGAUAUCCCUAAAACUCGUUUGGGACAUUGUGAAUUGUUCCGGUUAGAAAAGAUUUCUGAACAGCAUGAGCCAGCCAAUCAGUAUAACAAGAAACCACAGAAGACCAUGAUGUUUUUUGAAGGGUGUCCAAGGCCCCCGUCAUGCUCCUUUCCAUUAUGGAUAGCAAUAGUAUGCCCGAUCAAGAAGAUCAAACAUGUUGUCCAGUAUGCAGUGUUUGCAGCUUAUCAUUUAUCCCUCGAAACUUCUUUCCUUGCUGAUGAGGGUGCUACUCUGCCCAAGACAACGCUGAGACACUCAAUUACCAUACCAGAUAGGACAACAGCUGAUACAAUUUCAGUAGUCCCUAAUUCUUUUAGUUCAAGCAAUUCCAAAGCUAUAGCUGUUGCUUCUGCUCAAGAUGAUGACAUUUUGGGUCUGAAACCAGAAGUUGAAGGAUUAGAAUCUUUGUCCGAGCAUCUUGAUCCCGAGCACAAUUUUCCUUUGCCUAAUGGUUCUGUGGACUCUGUGGUUGGAAAUACAUUUUCUGAUGCAUAUACUGAUGAUUUAGCAUCUAAUGUAUUUUUGGACUCUUCUCCAUCUCAACACAAGGAUAUAAAGGGGCUAACUGCCCAUUCGUCUGUCACAAAAAAUCUUUCCCAACCAGAGUUGCAAGAACCCUUGCCUCAUAACUGGAGUCAACAUGAGGAUAUUCAUGAGUUGACAACAUCUGAAAGAAUUGACCACAAUGAAGUUUCAAGUGAGUAUUUCUCUUCUGCUGACACUCAUCAGAGCAUAUUGGUAUCGUUUUCAAGCCAUUGUGUGCUGAAAGGAACUGUUUGUGAACGCUCCCGGCUUCUGCGGAUAAAAUUCUAUGGCUGCUUUGAUAAGCCACUUGGCAGAUAUCUUCGUGAUGACUUAUUUGAUCAGACAUCUUUUUGUCGAUCUUGUAAAGAGCCAGCUGAAGCCCAUGUUCUAUGUUAUACCCAUCAGCAAGGAAACAUUACCAUUAAUGUAAGACGCCUUCCUUCACUAAAGCUCCCUGGGGAGAGAGAUGGUAAAAUAUGGAUGUGGCACCGUUGUCUAAGGUGUGCCCAUAUAGAUGGGGUUCCACCAGCAACACGUAGAGUAGUCAUGUCAGAUGCUGCCUGGGGACUUUCUUUUGGAAAGUUCUUGGAAUUGAGUUUUUCAAAUCACGCAACUGCUAAUCGUGUUGCUACUUGUGGCCAUUCAUUACAACGGGACUGCCUCCGUUAUUAUGGGUUUGGGAGUAUGGUUGCAUUCUUCCGAUAUUCGCCCAUUGAUAUUCUUUCUGUCCACUUGCCCCCUUCAGUGCUUGAAUUCAAUGGCCAAGUUCAGCCAGAGUGGAUAAGAAAAGAGGCAACCGAGCUUAUGGGAAAAAUGGAAACCUUAUAUGCGGAGAUAUCUGAUGUACUGGACUGCAUGGAAGAGAAAAAUAGAUCUUUUGGACGUGAAAUGUCAGGUGCAAGUGAAUUACAGAACCACAUCGUGGAGCUGAAAGAUCUGCUUAAAAAGGAAAGAAAUGACUACAUUGGUUUUCUGCAACCUGCAUUUGUGGAGACUUCAGAACCAGGCCAAAUGGCUGUAGUAGACAUUCUGGAGCUAAAUCGCUUGAGACGCUCUCUUUUAAUUGGCUCUCAUGUUUGGGAUCGCCAGCUUUAUUCACUGGACUCACUCCUCAGAAAAAAUCCUGCUUCUAUGGCCACAGAAGGGGGUGUAUCUUUUGUCCACCUGCAAGAGUUGACAAGUGACUCAUCUAGCAAGGAUGGCAGGUUUGAUUAUAGCCAUGAAGAUAAUGUGUCUGAAUCUUCAAAAUUGCAAGUGCGUCCUGGAAAUGAUUUAUCGCUGGAUAAAGAACCAACUAUACCAACACAUGAACCUUCUGAAGACCCCAUGUUAGUAUCAUGCCAUUAUAGCCGAGAGGAUGAAAUACAUGCUGAUAGGGAAAUUGUUAAUAAGACAUCCUGUGAAAGCUCCCCCUCCCACAAAUCUACUCUUUCUGAGAGAAUAGAUUCUGCAUGGACUGGAACUGAUCACCUUCUGGUGAAAGCUCAGCCUCUUCAUACAUCUGCAGUUGGACUCCCAGCUAGUGCUGUCAAGCGGACAAGUCAAAAUGACGAUCCUCCUUUGAGGAGGUUAAUGUCGUCAAUGAGAGUUCAUUCUUUUGAUUCUGCAGUAAGAGUCCAAGAAAGGAUCAGGAAGGGAUUGCCCCCUUCUUCGUUGCAUUUGUCGACAAUUAGAUCAUUCCAUGCUUCUGGAGAUUAUAAGAGUAUGGUAAGAGAUCCUGUGUCUAGUGUAAGAAGGACUCAUUCCCAGGCAUUUCCACGAGAGGCACCGAAGUUGGAUUCAAUACUCAGUUUCACACCCUCAUUAAUCUCCUCUGCAUCUCAAAUAGCUGAUGGGGUCCGGUUGCUGCUUUCCCAGACAAGCAGCAAUGACAUAGUUGUUGGUGUUUAUGAUAGUGAGCCCACUAGCAUAAUAUCAUAUGCCCUUAGUUCCAAGGAUUAUGAGGAUUGGGUCGCUGAUAAUUUGAAUGAUCAUCAAGGAGGCUGGAGUAAUCAUGAUAGCUAUAAAGAAGAUUCUGCACCUUCCAUAUUUUCACCCUGGCAGUCUUUUGGCUCUAUGGACUUGGAUUAUAUUCACUAUGGAAGUUAUGGAUCUGAAGAUGCUGCAUCAUCCAUGGGUAACCUGUUUUCAGAUGCCAAAAGAUCUCCACAUUUAAGGAUUUCCUUUGAGGACGAGUCCUCAAAUGCUGUAGGCAAAGUGAAAUUUUCUGUGACUUGUUAUUUUGCAAAGCAGUUUGACUCUCUUAGGAAAAUGUGCUGUCCCAGUGAAGUAGAUUUUGUACGAUCUUUGAGCCGCUGCCAGAGGUGGAGUGCACAAGGGGGGAAGAGCAAUGUAUAUUUUGCGAAAUCUCUGGACGAUAGAUUCAUCGUAAAACAAGUCACAAAGACAGAAUUGGAAUCCUUUCAGGAGUUCGCACCUGAGUAUUUUAAAUAUUUGUCAGAGUCCCUUGGCUCUGGAAGUCCAACUUGUCUUGCCAAGGUUCUUGGUAUAUAUCAGGUCACUGUUAAACACCUGAAAGGUGGGAAGGAAACUAAAAUGGAUUUGAUGGUGAUGGAGAACCUAUUCUUUAAAAGAAAUAUUUCAAGGGUAUAUGAUCUCAAGGGGUCUGCUCGAUCCCGUUACAAUUCUGAUACAUCAGGGGGAAACAAAGUACUGUUGGAUAUGAAUUUGUUGGAAUCAUUACGUACAAAACCCAUGUUUCUUGGAAGCAAAGCAAAGAGAAGCCUGGAAAGAGCCAUUUGGAAUGAUACAUCAUUUUUAGCGUCUGUUGAUGUAAUGGACUACUCACUGCUGGUUGGGGUGGACGAUGAGCGGAAGGAGCUGGUUUUGGGGAUCAUUGAUUUUAUGAGACAAUAUACGUGGGACAAACAUUUGGAGACAUGGGUGAAGGCAUCUGGAAUCCUGGGCGGUCCGAAGAAUGCUGCUCCAACGAUCAUUUCUCCUAUGCAAUACAAGAAAAGAUUCCGGAAGGCAAUGACCACCUAUUUUCUCACUGUACCUGAUCAAUGGUCGUCAUGAACAGCUGGCAUCAUUGCAUAUUCUUUCUUUUGUUCACACAAGAUGUGUUCACUAAUAAGGAACGGGGGAAUUGUUAUUGCUGAUAAACAGAGAGGAGGGAAAUCCCUCCAUCUUUUCCUUCCCCUUUCUUUUGUAUACGGGACAGAAUUAACCCAAAUGAGAUUUGUUACCGCUGUAAUUGUGAAGAGUUGGCAACUGUUGUUUUGCAUGUCAAAGUUUACCAACAAUGUAAAGGAUAGCCAUGUGACGUAAAAGUAGACAAAUGUAAAUCAAAAUUUCAAACGUUACAUUUGUUGUCCACGUGCUUCAUCAGUAAAAUAUCAAAUUUUUAUUAGUUUCAUUA